Esox lucius (northern pike) is the source of this 2839-nucleotide messenger RNA. It is a transcript of the gene tmem106bb, whose product is annotated as transmembrane protein 106Bb. The record is from RefSeq and is a predicted model, not a curated record. The transcript has 8 exons. NCBI's taxonomy places the organism in Eukaryota, Metazoa, Chordata, Actinopteri, Esociformes, Esocidae. Bases 125 to 919 code for a protein of 264 amino acids.
GAUUAGUUGCGCACAUUCGGAGGUACCGUCCAAUAGUUACGUCAGUGUUUGUGUGAUGCGUACUGAAGACUAGUGAGGAAGAAAUCUUUGCUAGAAUACCCAAAACUCGUAUUCUGGCGUGACCAUGGGGAAGGCCCUGUCCCACCUGCCCAAGCAGGCAUGCCACGACAAUUACCAGGACGGCCUGACCACGACCCAGGAGGAUGACGGGAAGAGAGAGGAUGUGUCCCAGUUCCCCUAUGUGGAGUUCACAGGCAGGGACAGCGUCACCUGUCCUACCUGCCAGGGCACGGGGAGGAUACCCAGAGGCCAAGAAAACCAGCUGGUGGCGUUGAUCCCAUACAGUGACCAGAGACUACAGCCCAGGAGAACAAAGCUGUAUGUCACUGUUUCAGUGACUCUGUGCCUGCUGCUGUCCAGCCUGGCCGUCUUCUUCCUGUUUCCUCGCACUGUGGACGUCUCCUAUGUGGGUGUCAAGUCUGUGUUCGUGGCCUAUGACCAGGACCGGAGGAUCGUCUAUCUCAACGUGACUAACACCAUGAACAUCACCAACAACAACUACUACAGCGUGGAGGUGGCCAAUAUCACGGCCCAGGUGCUGUUCUCCAAGACCGUCAUAGGGAGGACUCGCAUCAAUAACGUCAUCGCCAUCAGCCCUCUGGGCAUGCACCAGAUUGACUACAUGGUUCCCACCAUUAUAGCGGACGAGAUGAGCUACAUGUUUGAUUACUGCACCCUCCAGACCAUAAAGGUGCACAACAUUGUGGUCAUGAUGCAGGUGACCGUUACCACGACAUACUUUGGCCACAUGGAGCAGGUCACCCAGGAGAUGUUCCAGUACGUGGACUGCGGAGGAAACACCACCACGGUGCGAGGGGCCCAGCCCAAGGUGUCCAGUGUCCCCCUGCCCCCGGAAUAACCAGCCCGAGAGGAGCCCGUCCCGGGCCGGGUUCGUCGUGUUAGUCUUCGAUCGGCGACCUGUGAAACCCGGCCGACCCGGUGAGCUGCUGGGUAUUGUGGGCUGAGUAGUCCCCCAGGAGGACAGUCGGUCAGCCGAGCUUCAGGUGGUUCACUGUGUUUCCCUGCUCAUCCUCCCACCAUGCAUCUGAUCAUGAACAGCCCAUUGUAGAUGUCAUGCAUCUCUGUAUUAGGUAUUCAGUGGAGGUAAGAAUUAAACUACUGACAAAAAAAUAGACCUAGUUUUAAUGUCUAUUUUUAAAAAAAGUAUAUAAUUAAAAAAUUAUAAUUUAAUAAUAGUAAUAUAUUUCAGUACUAAACCUUUAUGCACUUUAUUCAUAAGUUUAAAGUUCCACCUCCAUGUCCGUGGAAAAUACUAUGUCAUUCCAGACUGUUUGGAACUGUAAAUGCACAUGAAAUAAUGCCACUGUCUAUGGACACACAGUAAUAAGGUUUAUUAUUUUGACAGAUUAAUCUAGUCCAUUAUGUCGUAAUGCUAACAGUUCAUCGAUGCAGUGAGCCGGAAUAACAUGAUUCACUUGGACAACUAAGCCCGACAUUGCCCCACAUUAAGACAAAACCAGUUCUAUUUAUUUUGGGAAAUACUUCACAACAGGUUUCCUUAAUGCAGCUGACUUUUAUCUGAAUACCUGGUUGUUUUGCAAUCUCUCUUAUUUUCACUUCCUAUUUUUAUAGAAACCUAAAACAAAAUCUCAUACAGGAUGGUUUUUGGGCCACAUCGAACAUUUUGCCAACCCCAGAUAAAUACAGCAAAGGAUGUUAUUUGGCAAGAUGCCAGAAUGUACACUACAGAGUGGCACACUCCCUUUGUACUUAUUUGGACAAUUGAGCUAUAAUUUAUUUGGCGUUUACUCUAGUAUUAUUGAGAACCAAUGUUUGAUAUUGGGCGACAGUACAGUGUCACCUUUUAGUUACCGUAACCAAAAUGACCAUAACCAAAGUUCGGAGAACUCUCACCAUCUUAUUUUCAAUGAAAGUUACAACACAUUAUUCACCAUUCAGUUUCCGUAGUUAAAAACACUCCAGGGGGCUCCUAUACAAUCUGUCCGGUUGUUCCAGUUGUACACAAGUACCACCCAUCGUUGGGCCAUUAGUUGACACUGUGAUUUGUUUACAUUAAAUGAAAGAUCUCGCUAUGCCCAUGAAGUGUAGUGAUUUUUAAGAAAUUAAUGUUUAGUCCUUUCCCAGGCUCUGUUCUCAGUUGGAGGGACUUUAUUUUUUGAUACAUACUUCCUGUGGAUUUAAAUAUAACCGAAUGGAUUAUAUACUGUCUGAACCCUUUUCAUAUUUUCAUGACAUAGAGGAUGGUUUGACGGGGGCGUUAUAUAUUUGAUAAAUGACUUCCCUGCAUAUCCAUCCCAGUUGAAGCGUUUGUAAAACUACUUCGAUUGAAUGAUUACCUGAACACUGCUUUGUAAUUGAUUGAUUCCAGCAUUGUGGAAAAUCUUUUUGACUUUAACUCAAAAACACUUCCUGUUCUCAUUAAUAGAAAUAUACAUUCUAUUUCUUAAUCCUCUGUAUUUUGCUGCUAUCAAAUUUGAAAAAGUGGUUCAGCUCUUAGUUGAAUGUUAGGAUUUAGUAAAGACUUUUCUGGCGCAUCAGUUCUGGCACAUAAACUAAAAUAGCGUUUAGUCCAAAUGUCUACUUUGCUGUUGGUACAUGACUUAUUUUAAUUAGCAACUGACUAGAUGUAAAUACAAGCUAUUUUAAAGAGUUUACAUGUAGUUUUGUGUUUGGUUUUAUUUGUGUGAUUUGCAUUUGAUUACAUUAAAUUCAAGAUGGUUGGAUCACGAUUUGUCCUUCCCUGUUUGGUUGUUGGUUGUUUCUUUCUAAAAGCAUGAAUAAAGUUCUUAACACCACA